This is a messenger RNA of Biomphalaria glabrata, 5471 nucleotides long. RefSeq lists its product as uncharacterized. The coding region runs from base 433 to 1902 and encodes 489 amino acids. The transcript has 14 exons. Lineage: Eukaryota; Metazoa; Mollusca; Gastropoda; Planorbidae. The record is from RefSeq and is a predicted model, not a curated record.
AUUUUGAAGUGUUACCACUUUCGGCAACCUAGUAACGCUAUAAACAUCAUGGCGGGUCACUUUUAAUGUGCGUCAAAUCUCUUUUAAUGACGUUGAUGUUAAUUCUUUGUGCAUGUAUUUCACUAUAUGCAAUGUUUAAAUAAGAAAUUAUACUCAAAGAUGUUUCAAGGCAUUUUGCAAUCAAAUGUCUUACUAGUAAGUCUGACAAGUCUUCUUUGAUCAGAGUCAAACAUAUCUACAACAACUAUAGCUCAAAUUUCUAAACAGAAAACAAACUAAAACUAGAGCUAAAAAGUAAAGACAGCCAAGAUGAAAAUAUGGUGAUUUUGUAAAAAAAAAAAAAAGCCUGCAUUUGAAAUUUAGAGCUUUGCUUAUUCUAAGUUUGCAACUACAAAGACAAUUAUUUGUUAAAAAAUACCUUAGAAGUUAAUCAUGGGAUCAGGGUCUUCAAAGAAAUCGACUGUUAUUUUUUCAUCCAAACCACAAACACAUCAGAAUCAGGCUCCAGUUGUAGUAAGUGUCCAAGACAAGAAACAUGUGGAUCUGUCUAGUGGUGAAAUCAAAAAGAAGUUUAAACGCUACUUAAAGAUUCAAAAAGAGAUUCAUGAAAAGGAAGCCAAGAACAUUCCGAAAUCUUUGCAAUUAAAAAAGGAGCAGCUGACACAGUUAGAGAUUUCCUUUGUAGAGUCAGACAAGAACUACAAGGCUGCCUGUGACAAGGUGGCUAAAGAGCAAGCAGAUGUAGAUAAGUUGAAAAAUCCAUCAGUGAAAGCUUUUUUUAAAGAUCAGAAUGAAUUUGAUGAAAAGAUGUCUAAAGAGCAGGAAGAGCUGUUGGAAGCCCUCAAUGAGCAAGAGGUAGCCAAGAAACACCUGGAAGGAAUAGUGAGUCAAAAAAAGACAUUGGAUAAAGAGAUCCGUGAUACAACAGAGAAACUAAAUAAACUCAUGACCUUGUAUGAUGAACAGGACAAAAUAUUGAAUGACAUAUUUCAAGGCAAGUAUGGCUCAGAGCUGGAGAACAAAUUAGAAGAGGAAGUAGAGCAGCUCUUGGACAGAAAAGAAAGAAUCAGUGUGGCCAAGUACAAGUGGUCCAAUGGCCGGCUGUUGUUGUUUCAUGCGUGCAACCAAUUGGCCUAUGCUGUUAAACGUUGGCAAGACUUGGGUCAAGUCGAUAAUAAUAAUAUGCAAGUCAAAUUUCAACUUGCAACAGAGACUAGAAAUAAUCUGAUUGCUGCAAGCCAAAACAUAAUGACAGCUAAAAGAUACCUUAACAAUAUCAAGUUUCCUUACUGUGAGCCUGAAGAGAUAGACACUUUGAACAGAGCAACAGGCAACAUUUACAUAGACAUGCAGAAUCCUGAGAGACACCAGCAUGCACUUCAGUGUUACAAUGUCACACACAAGAGAUGUGCAGCCCUCCUUCAGUGGUUUGACAGUGUUAUCAGCAAUACUAUUGAAAAAGAUCUUGCGGUGGCCAAAGCAGACUUGGCACCUAAAGAACAAGCACUGAGGAAUGAGAGACUGCGACUGAUCAGAGAGAAACUUGGUGAUGACAACACUGAGGAUAUUAAACUAGAAAAUGAUAUGAUUGAUGAAUUUGAUACUGAUGUAUUAGAGCCUGAACUUUUGGCUAUUUCAAAGCCAGAGGGAGAUAAUGGCAAGCUGGCUGCAAGUGACAGCCACAACACUCUAGCUCCGACUCCACUUCCUCUCAAUGAGCUUGCACCCCCACCAUCACAAGAGGAUUUAUUUGGUAACAUUGAGCAGCUGAAAAAGCAGCAUGAGAAAGAAAUGGCACAGAUUGAGAAAGCCCAGGAAACCAAUAAGGCAAGGAUAGAGCAAGGUCUCCAGGAGAAGCUGAAAGAGAGAAGGACAAAAAGAAGCAGACUUCAGGAAGAAUAAUCUUAACAUCUUCAGCAUAGAGUGACAGGACUUUACUUUUAGAAGGACACGACAACUGUAUUAUAUCAUUAAAAAAACAUAUCCUUAUUUUUUAUGUUAUUAAUAAAAAAUGUAAAGCAGGAAAGUAAAACUGUAAAGCUACAAAGUAGAAAUGUAAAGCUUUUACAAAGUAAAACUCUAAAACUACAUAAUAAAACUGUAAAACAGCAAAGUUAAUAAACCUGAACAUAAUCUUCUCUAGUUGUAGAAGAAGAGAUUAAUUAAUGUAAGGGAAUUAAUUAGUUAUAAAAAGGUUAUACAUUUUAUUAAAAAUAACAUUUCAAUAAAUUCUAGGUCUAAAAUAAAAAAAACAAAAACAACUCUUGUUAGUAUUUUGAGUUAUUUGACCUAAUUAACUUGGCUAUAACAAUCUCUUCUUGUUUUUAUCAUGCGGAAGCCUUUUGAACAGUGAUACACUUUGGCUAUUAAAAUAUAUACUAUUUAUAAUGUUAUUUUCAUAAUAUAUCUAUUUCUACUUCAAUGCUGUGAUAUCUACAUGAAUAUAAUUGAUUUUAACAUUGAUCCUCUUAUAUACUCAGUUUUUAAUUCUAUUUUGUCCCAGGUUUUUUGUUGUUGUUUCAAUGAAAUAGUCUUACAUGAUGGAAAGAAUUAUUUUAUAUAUAUAUUUAAAGUGUUUGCCUUUCUACAGUGGCCAAAAUAUUUUAUUUGUUGAGUGUGUUUUUGAUGGAUUGAAAUUGUUACCAUGUCUUUAAAAGGCCUAGUUGAACAAGCAGCAAAGAUGUUUAUAGACCUGAAUGGCUGCACUUAUAUACUCAUUUCAUGUCGGAAUAAAGACUUGUAAGUAUUUAGUUCUUGAUGUGGGAGAACAGUUAGCAAUACAAACAAUAGAAUCACUGUGUGCAGACAAAACCAAAAAUAAAAACCAGCAAAACAUUCUUUAUUAAAUCUACUUUACUACAUGCUAGAUGGGAUGUAAUAGUUACCACCUUUGAUAGGCUAAUUAUUUUCAUUAGGUUACACAAUCAAAAGCUAUAACAUUUUAUUCACAACUAAUUAGUAAACAUUUGUGAUAAAAACAAACGUAACCCAUGCAGAAAUUGUGCAAUCAAAUUAUCAAAUCUCUGUCUUGCAGGAGAACCCAGUGAACAUUUUUAAAAAAUCUAUUUCAUUUUGGCUGAUUGAUAAUUCAUUCAACUGUACAUAAUUAUUAUGUUAGUUAAUUUAAUUUAAAAAAAUAUAUUUUGUAUAUUGUAUUGCAGGAAAUAGUUAUGAAUAUAUUUAUAUAUAUUAAUGCUCAAUUUUUAAAAUGCUGGUUUUCAUUUUUUUCUGAUACUACAUUGUCUUUUUAUAGAUUUCUUUUUCUUUCUUCUGGUUAGUAUCAAAAAAGACUUAGAGUCAGUCACAGUCAACUGCUGCCUAUUUCCCAGUUGCUGCUCUAUAUAUUGGCAGUAGAUUAUUUGAAUAGCACAUAUUGGGAUUUAUGUUUUUCUUAAACAAACAUUUUUUUUUUUUUUUAGAUAUUGCAUAUGGUCACAUAGGAAGCUAUUCCAAAUAUUUACUCUCUAAAAAUAUUCCUGUCAUUUCUUAAAAAUAUCCAUCCAUUUCAGUGCUAUCUGCUAAUCAAUUAAGCAAAUACCAAAUAGCAUAAAGGAGAUUGAAAAUAUCCAUAGCAACAUAUAUAUAACUAUUUUAGUGCAGGGUUACUCUGAGAGAGUUAACUUUGCUAGUGCUGGUGAAUGCAGUGUUACUCUCAGCAAGUAACUUGGUUUAUAAUAUUUAUUUUAGUAUCUUUUAAAUGUUAUAUGUUUACUUUCUCUCCUUCUUUUUUACAUUUAUCUGGAUGUGAGAGUGAUUUGUUUGUUUUGGUUGUAAAUUGGAUGCAGGGACAAUAUGUUAAAAAAAAAACAAAAAAAUCCUUGUGUAAGUGUUUCCUCUUUUUUUAGUUUGAAUCGCAAGCCUGAAAAUUGUAAAUAAUACAAUUUCCUAGUGUAUUUGUUUAUCUUUUAUGAAAUUUCAAUUAAAAAUUAAAUUUUGUGAUUUUUCAUUAUUUAAAUGUAUAAUUAAAAGGUUAAAUCUUUUAUUAUAUUGAUUUUUUUAAUAAUUUUAUUUUUAUUUAUUUCCUUUUUCAAUGCUCAGUUUAAACUUAACUUUAAAAAUAUUUUGUCGACUAAUUUAUUAUAUUUCACUUUUGUAGCCAAUUCAAUUUUCUUUAAAAUAAAAUAUAUGUUUAAAUUAUAUAAUAAAAUAAAAAAGUUACUUUAGUUCUGGUAACUCUACUGCCCUUGCAGAUUUUUGUUAAUUCUAGAAAACUCAAUUUUUUUCCCUAUCAAAAUAAUUGGCACUGAAAGAGUUAAGAAAGAAUUGUCUAAGUUUUUUAUUGUAUGAAUAACUCUUGUUCUUUCAAAAGCAAACUUAUUCAUGUUUAUUUACUUUUCGUGUUGAUGAGAGAUUUAUAAUGUAUGCAUAAGUCUAAAGAAACUUAAUGUUAAUAUAAUAUCAUCUGUACAUUUGAUUGUUGUUAUGGAAGUCUGCCUUUAUUUCUAGAUAACCCAAACCCAUAAACAACAAGAUAAUUUUUAUCAUAUCCUAUUACUUCUUGCUAGAAAUCAGUUUCCCAGACUUCCAUAUCAUUUUCAGAUAUCAUUGGCCUGCCUCCUUGCACUAGCCAAUUAAUGUGACAAAUAGGAUGGAUUUGGUAAUAUGUUCAUUUAGUUUUUUAAUUACGAUUUUUUUUCUUUUUGACCUACUCAUUUAACUCUUUGCCUGCGUAAAUGUUUUCUAGCAUAAGUCUUUAAUUUUUUUGCUUUGUGCAUUAUAAAAAAACAACAAACUGUGAUAUUUGGACAUUUGAAUUUUUAAAAAAUUCCAACCCAAGAGAAUUAUGAACAACAUUUAAAGUUUUUAAAAUAAGUUUCUUCAUUGUUUUUCUCUCCACAUUAAUUUCAAGUAUGUUAAUGUUAAAAUUCUUUUUGUUAUGAAAUCAUUGCAAAAAGUUUUCUUUUCAAUAUAUAUAUAUGUCAAGUCUGUUUAAUUGGACUACAUCAGGGCAUAAUUGUUUUGGUCUUAAUAAUCAGCUUGUCUAAUUAACAGGUCUAGACUGAAUUAUAGGAUUUAUUUUGGUACUUCGGGAUUCAGCCCAAAUAAUAUAUAUAUAAAACAUCCACACAUUAUUUACUAUUUACAUUUACUAUCAACAUUGAGAGGUCUAUGACACUGUUGCAUUGUUUUUGUUUUUUUUUUAAUCUCUGUGCCAACAUUGUUUCUUUUUAUUUUUUAAAAAGUUUUAUUGUACAAGUGCGUAUUAUUUGUACUAACUGUUAAUAUUGUUUUACACGCAUACCUCUAUGCAAAUAUUUUAUACCACUGAUUUUAGCUCUUUUUAAUUUUCAAGGUAUUGAACUUGAUGUUUCAUCGACUUAGCAUCCACUUAGAAACUCAAUACUUCAUGACAUUUCUAGCCCCCCAAAAAGGCUCUGUUGUAUUUUGAAAAUGUUUAAAAGGGAAAAAGUUUGUUCUGCAAGAUUUGUGAGACUUUUGAAAGUUUAGGGCAAAUAAACACAUCUCCUGUC